AUGAGCUGUGAUACCAGUAUUGAUGAUGAUGCUUUGUUAUCUGGAUUGCCUAGCUGGAAUGAAAAAGUGAAGUACACCAACAGAAGUGCAAUGCCUGAGCAGAUGGAGCCUGCUUUACCAGAUAUGACAAUCGAAAGCACAACACGACAGAAAACGAUACCCAGUAUAACAAAAAUAACGGCAGAGGACGAUAAACGUAUGGCUCUUCGAAUGGCAGCACUAAAAACUUUAAAGACGCGUUCUAAGAAAAAGCUCGCUAGAGAGAUACCUCAAGCAAAUGCAGUAGACGAAGCGAGGCCUAUGAAUGAUGCAGAAUCCAUCCAUUCUUCAACAUCAUUAAAAGAAGAUGGUGAUAGUGAUGCUACUAACAUAAUAAAAUCUGAUGAAAAAACAGCAAUGAACAUGAAUGUGGAAACUUUAAAACAAUCCACGCAACCCGUGAUACAAAGGACAUUCGAUUACACUGACAUUGAUGCACCUAGAGCACAAUCAAGAGGAAGCCUGGACUACAUUCCCAUCGAAAAUGAAGAGACUUCUAAUGAGGCACAAAGCUCAAGAAAGCGCAUCUCAUAUGCGGAUGAAUUCAGCGCGCAUCCCGUGGCACCAUCCGGGGAUGAUGGAGGCCCAGCUUGGCUCAAUAGGGUGUAUGAUGCUUCGUCCAAAUCAGCAUCAAGCCCAUUCAAAGGUAAACCUCAACAUUUUCAUAUGGAAAAGUCAGGCUCACAAAUGUUUUCAAAAAUACGAGAGCAGGGUCCGGCAGGACGCUUUAUUGAUGAACCUUGGCGACCAAUAAUCAUUGAAUGGUCUGAUGAUGAUGACGAGAAUCUUAAUGAAGACGAAAGUGAUUAUGGAAAAAGAAAAUUGGAAAGCAGCAUACCAAAUACUGCUGAGUUGGAAUCCCUGAAGGCUUUCGCAACAUCUGAAUUGUCUUCGCCACGAACGCCGCAUUCAUCUCGUACUGAAAACAGAAAUAAGUCGUCAACAUUGUCUUUGAAAGAGCAUGAAAUUCAGAAUAUGAUGGCAAAGAUUAAAGAACUAGAAAGCAGGAAAUGCCACGUUGGUUAUGAUGAUAAUCAUUCAACCGCGGGUAAUGAUUUCAAGAGCACUUUGCGGAAACGGAGCACAGUAGACUUUGAAAGUUCUAUCACAGAUCAAACUCAAGAGCAUAUGGAGAUGCAGGAAUCAAGAAAGCGUGCUCGAACUGAGCCUGCUUCAUCCGCUAUGUCAUGGAUUAAAACAAGUAUUGCUAACUUUGGUUCAUGGGUGGCUAGGCGAUUAAGCUAUUCGAGUGAGCCGCCAAAUGAAGACGUUGCGGACACUAGAAACGAGACAGACAAUUAG
Molecule: messenger RNA, 1341 nt
Organism: Malassezia restricta
Lineage: Eukaryota; Fungi; Basidiomycota; Malasseziomycetes; Malasseziales; Malasseziaceae
Exons: 3
Coding region: 1-1341 (446 amino acids)
Source: RefSeq, a predicted model, not a curated record